Messenger RNA from Magnolia sinica, 1107 nucleotides. RefSeq names its product lysine-specific demethylase JMJ26-like. The transcript has 7 exons. Gene Ontology annotation, biological process: regulation of transcription by RNA polymerase II. The record is from RefSeq and is a predicted model, not a curated record. NCBI's taxonomy places the organism in Eukaryota, Viridiplantae, Streptophyta, Magnoliopsida, Magnoliales, Magnoliaceae. The coding region runs from base 1 to 1107 and encodes 368 amino acids. Gene Ontology annotation, cellular component: chromatin; histone deacetylase complex. Gene Ontology annotation, molecular function: chromatin DNA binding; transcription coregulator activity; histone H3K9 demethylase activity.
AUGAUGCUGCCUGCCAAAGCAGAGAGUUUAAGUGGGGACUUGUGGGAGCCAGAGGACGCCUCGUCUUCGUUCAAACAAAAGCCGCUGGAGUUCCUCUUUCGGCAUUCAUUUACAUUGCCAGGAAUUUGCGAUUGGGAGAUUUUUCAGGUUGGGGAGAACGGCUAUGGAUUUGUUCCUUCAUAUUCUUCAAAGCCAUAUGGAGGACUUCCUUCAACCCUGGAGAUUUUCCCGGUUAUUAUUGUUUUAUAUCAGGAGGGGAAAAACCAUCUUCUAAUCAGCCUCGUCAGGUGGAAUGUGGCUAUGAUGAGAAACUAUACUGGUGUUGCACGAAUGCAUUGUGUAUAUUUGAGCAAUAACAACUGCAAAGCUUCCAUCAUGGAUUUCCAUAGAAGCUGCUCAAAUUGUUCCUUUGACCUUUGCCUAAGUUGUUGUCAUGAGAUACGUGGAGGAAGCCUACCUGGAGGCAUUGGAGCAGUUACAUUCAACUACAUAAAUAAAGGGAAAGCUUAUGUUCAUGGUGACAAGCCUGUUUUGGGAACAACACUCUCUCUGUUAAGAAAUGGUAAUUCUCUGUUACCUUCUUUAGUUGCAUUGCCCGAAUGGAAAGCUAAUGAUGGCAAUGGCAGCGUUCCUUGUCCUCCCAAGGAGCUCGGAGGUUGUGGCGCUUGCAAUCUCGAUUUGAGAUGCAUUUUCCCAUUGGAUUGGAUACAGCAGCUGGAAAUAAGUGCAGAAGAAAUAGCUUGUAGUUAUGACUUUCCUAAAAUGUUAGAUGCUUCUUCCUACUGUCCCUUUUGUAUCGGCAUGCAUGAUCAAGAAAUGGGAUUUGAUGGGAAGUUGCGAGAAGCCGCUGCUAGAGAGGAGUCUUAUGAUAACUAUUUAUAUUGUCCUAGUGCAAAGGAUCUUCAGGGUGAAGAUCUUAAACAUUUUCAGCAGCAUUGGAUUAAGGGCCAGCCUGUUGUAGUACACAAUGUGCUUCAUGAUAAAUCUGAUUUAAGCUGGGAUCCUUUGGUAUUUUUUCUUCCUUUGCUUGAAAGGAAUAGUACCAACCAUGGGAAUGAUAUGAAGUCAGUUAAAGCUACUGACUGCUUGGUUUGGUGUGAGAUUUGA